AACUCGGGCUGCCGACGCGAGCGCGGCGCGAUGGCGUAUUGUGUGCGCGCGCCUUCUAGCUUUUCCCCUCCCGAUCCGGCUGAUGGCUUUCGAGAUGCCUGCACCCGGCGACCGGACGGCGCUUUGUUGUUGCCAUUGAGAACAAAAUGAAGGAAGAGGAUGACAACCAAAAAAAAAACACUGCAGUGCCGUUAAGUGGAGUUCCAGCUAGACAGAGGCUGUGACGCGUGCUAACCUUGAAGAAUGCUCCUGCACCGUCGUUGUUUAAUGCUAUAAAUAAAGGUGGUCAGCUCUUCCAAGUCCCAGGCGCAAGCUGCCUAGUUCUGUUCUGCCAAGAAACGCCUCCUGCUCUCCUCCCUCCUCCAUCAUCCUCGCCAUGGCUCUCGAGUCUGUUCCUACAUAUCUCAGCGAUUUGGGAUCCCACCAGGCUGCCAGAGCCCAGCAGCAAAGAAUCAGGAAAGAUGAGCGCAUCUGGACCUCAGACACAUAUGCUCCCUACGACGACGGGCACCAGUGGAGGAAGUAUGGCGAGAAGAAGCUCUCCAACUCCAACUUCCCAAGGUUCUAUUACAGAUGCACCUACAAGAACGACAUGAAGUGCCCGGCUACAAAGCAAGUCCAACAGAAGGACACAAGCGACCCACCGUUGUUCUCUGUCACUUACUUCAACCAUCACACCUGCAGCAGCAUCUCAAAUCCCAUAGGAAGCACGAGAGACGUUGCCGCACAAUCGGCCUCGAGCAAAGCGGUGUCAAUCUGCUUCAGCCCGCAUUAUUCUUUCAGAGAUGAGCCACAGUCACCGAUUGCACAUUCUUUCAGAGGCAACCAGCAGCCAGCUGAGAGGAGCGCCUAUGCAACAAGCCAGUUUCAGUGGACCGCCGCAUCGUCUCCGUCUCCUACCAGUAAUGACAGUCCGGUUAAGAUGGAGGUUGACACUUUUUCAGGAGCAAGCGCUUCUUCAUCCAGCUCCAGCAGCAUGGGUUCUCUCCCGAGGACGAGGACGUUGCUACCGAUCGGUCAGUCCAGAUGCAUCGAGUACUUCCAUUUCUUGUGAUGAGAAGAAGGUGGCCGUUUCUUUUUUUUUCUUUUUUUUUUUUUGAGCGCCAAGUGAAGUCAUAUGUGGGCGUUGGAGGCAAGUAACAUUGCUGUGCCGUCCCGGGCAUGAACCACAGGGACCCAACCUACAGGUCCCCAUAGAGAUGUUCGUUCACUGUUGGCUGUUGCUUACUUGUUUACUGUCAGAUUGAAGCCACAUUUUUGUGCUUGAAUAUGAUGUGAAGAAUGGCACUGGCACUGGAGUUUCUUUUAUCUGGUAGACUGAAGCCACAUUCGUGAUUGAAUAUGACGUGAGGAAUGGCAUUGGAGUUUCUUUUAUAGUGAUAGACUGGUUUUUGAGGUAGCACCAUUUGUUUGUUUAGGGAUGAUUGUAGUUUGUAUGGAAUUCCUGACAAAAGGUAUUGCCUGGUGAUUCUGCUAGCUCUACUACUGAAAUAGUAGCGAAUUUGAAAUAUGUCCUGCGCUAUUGUAGUUCAAUGUUGAAGUGGAGCUUGCGAGUUGAGACUACAGUGGCUUCAGUGAACUUACUGCCUCGAUGGCCACCUGGGUUAUCCUUAUAUUGAUACAUGUGAAGAAUGCAGAUUGAAGUUUCUCUACCAAAGUACUAGUAGUACAUUAUUGUAGUAAACAGUUCAUUGCUUUAGCUCUCUGUCUCUAAAUAAACAGUUUAAGUUUUGGAGACAAAAAAUGACAAUCUUAGCUCAAUCGGAUCUCUAGAGUUGGCACAUGGACCAGAAGAUUUCACUUUAAUCAUGCUUUUAAUCAUGUGGAUUGGGACUGUUUCUCUACCAAUAUGUGAAAGUCUUUCGGUGUGUGGGGCCUGUUUGUGUGUUUGGGCUGUAUUGUACCUCUGUGGGCUUGUAAAAUGGAGAAACAAAGUCUAUUUUUCCUC
Molecule: messenger RNA, 1948 nt
Organism: Sorghum bicolor (sorghum)
Lineage: Eukaryota; Viridiplantae; Streptophyta; Magnoliopsida; Poales; Poaceae
Product: probable WRKY transcription factor 46
Exons: 4
Coding region: 377-1054 (225 amino acids)
Biological process (GO): regulation of DNA-templated transcription
Molecular function (GO): sequence-specific DNA binding; DNA-binding transcription factor activity
Source: RefSeq, a predicted model, not a curated record